CAGAAGCGCCAUCAUGUCACCCGCACCCAAGUCUCUCAUCGGCUACCUCCACGCGGCUAUCCUGAAGAACAAAGGGGUCAAGCAAUUGCAAUCACACUUACCACCCCUGAAUUUCAUAACUGUUCAUUAUACCUACUUCAUCGUGACAUGCAUGGUCUUCUCCCUCAUGUUCUGGGGUUCUUCCCACCCUGCCAGGAGCAUUUCCUACACCGACUCCCUCUUCCUGGUCGUCUCAGCCAUGUCCGAGACUGGUCUGAACACAGUCAACCUCAGCCAGAUGACGACCUUCCAGCAAGUCCUCCUCUGGAUCCUGACUAUCAUUGGUAGCAGCAUUUUUGUAAGUAUCGGCACAAUCCUUACGCGCAAGAGAGCCUUUGAAGCGCGCUUCAAACACGUGGUGGCAUUGCAGAAGGAACAUAGGAGGCUCCAUCGGAGGAGCGUGUCCUCGUUGGGAGUUAGAGACAUGCCGGUGGAUGAGCGGCUGGGCGAGUCGAGGAAACCGGCAGAGCCAGUUGACCACAGCGCGUUUGAAUCGAGGCACAGUUUGCCACGUGACCCGACAACCUGUGCUUCGCGGACUGGGCCGAUGGUGGAAAUGCCAUCGGAUCCUGAAGGGGGGACGGAGAAGGAGGGAAGUGUUGAGGCCUCGGGUGUGAAUAUGAGAACUCAGGCGAAAGGGUCAGUGGGUGAGAAUGGAAGAGCCAGGAGUCCGGACGCGGAUCAUAUUACCUUUGCCUCGUCGCCAACGAGCGAGCAUCGUCGUGUCCUCAGCUUUGUGGGAGUGGGCGGGCACGCAAAUUCCACAUCUUCCAAAUCGCUGCACAUGGAUGGGAUUUACCAUCGGGGACCGAAGGAGAUGAGAGAAGAGGUGGAUGGCGUGGCGGAGGCGCUGGAUCUCAACCCGUAUCCGACAUAUCUCACCUCUAACACUACGGGUCGCAAUGGGCAGGUCUUUGGCCUUUCGAGAGCAGAAAGGGAACAUCUUGGCGGUGUGGAAUACCGCGCUCUUCAGUUGCUGGCCUGGAUCGUGCCGAUUUAUUUUGUGGCGUGGCAGCUAUUAGGGUGUCUCGGGCUGGCAGCUUAUAUGGCAUAUCAUAAAGCUAGUACGGCGAGAGAGAAUGGGAUCAAUCCUUGGUGGCUGGGUGCUUUCAAUGGUGUGUCUGCAUUCAACAACUCAGGGAUGUCGUUGCUCGAUGCGAAUAUGAUCCCGUUCCAAACUUCAGUCUACACACUCAUAACAAUGGGUCUGAUGAUCCUUGCCGGAAACACAGCGUAUCCUCUCUUCCUCCGCCUCAUCCUGUGGAGCAUGCUCAAACUACUCACCCGAAUUUGUCCCUCCGAAGAGCAAUACGCAGACUAUAAAGCAACCCUCUGCUUCAUCCUCAACUAUCCGCGCCGCGUCUACACAAACCUCUUCCCCAGCGUCCCAACUUGGUGGCUACUUUUCAUGGUAAUCACCCUCAACGGCAUCGAUUGGGUAGCCUUCGAGCUCCUCAACAUCGGAAACCCUUCCACAGCCGCCAUACCACCGCACUUCCGGGUCCUGGACGGCCUCUUCCAAGCCGUCGCCGUCCGCUCCGGCGGCUUCUACAUCAUCAGCAUCCCUAGCCUUCGCAUCGGCUUGCAGGUCUUGUAUGUUAUCAUGAUGUAUAUCUCCGUGUACCCCGUUGUCAUCACCAUGCGCCACUCCAACGUCUACGAAGAACGCAGUCUGGGGAUCUACACCUCCUCCCCACCCCAAUCCCAAGAUUCUCACCUUCACAGCCUCGCCUCCCACGUCCAACACACACUAACCAGCACGCUCCUCCCCUUCCCCAACCGCACCCUCGCACAGUCCUUCAUCCACCAACAGAUCCACGGCCAGCUCGCCCACGACCUAUGGUGGCUUGUCCUGGCCAUCCUUCUUAUCACCUGCAUCGAAGUAUCAAACUUCGACCGCGACCCCAUCACUUACUCCGUCUUCAACAUCGCCUUCGAGGUUGUGUCGGCCUAUGGCUGCGUCGGCCUUUCGCCAGGCCUCCCGAGUGCGGCGUAUUCGUUCUCGGGCGGCUGGCACGUGUGUUCUAAAUUGAUCCUCUGCGCGGUCAUGUUGCGCGGCAGGCAUAGAGGCCUGCCGGUGGCGCUGGACAGGGCGGUUAGGCUACCCGGAGCGGGUGAGGAAGUGGGGUUGAAGGAGGAUUGGGCCGCGGGGGGGAAGAGGGGGGCUUGUAGUGGGACUGGGAAGAGUGAAGGGAUGGGUCUCGCUCCCAAUCCUUUUGAGGUUUGAUUUACACCUAGAGAGAUUGGGAACCAACAAGAGGGCGUCGAGGGCGAUGUCUAGGGCUCAGGGGUGGACGGGCCGGGCUUCCUUUGGCGCUGGGAGAGCGAUUUAUCAUAGACACAGGAAUAUAUCUCCAUUGGUUAUCUGAGA
Molecule: messenger RNA, 2410 nt
Organism: Amorphotheca resinae ATCC 22711
Lineage: Eukaryota; Fungi; Ascomycota; Leotiomycetes; Helotiales; Amorphothecaceae
Exons: 4
Coding region: 14-2266 (750 amino acids)
Biological process (GO): potassium ion import across plasma membrane; intracellular potassium ion homeostasis
Cellular component (GO): plasma membrane
Molecular function (GO): high-affinity potassium ion transmembrane transporter activity
Source: RefSeq, a predicted model, not a curated record